AUGACAACUGACACAAAUAACAAUGACCAUGAUACUACUUGCGGAACGUUCCAACCUGUUCCAACCUUUUACCCAGUGGCGUCCCACGCGUGCCGGUGGCGGGGAGUUGUUGUCUCGUCGGACCUCCCACAGUCCACCACACCAGAAAUCGGGGCGCCCCUUAACCUCCUGAAUCGUAUGAUACCUUACCUCAAGGUUUUUCGAGAUCCGGGGAUCUGGAAUGUCAUCAGAAGAGAGGUCGUCGGGGGCCGGGCUCAGCGGUGCCCUCUGCGCCAAGCAGAACCACCAGCUCUGCCUGCACCUGGGCCAUCCUGUGCCCUGUCUGUGCUGCUCUUGGAGCCUAAACUCUACAAAUCCAUUAUCGAAGAUGUGAUUCAAGGUGUUCGGGAACUCUUUGCAGAAGAAGGCAUAGAGGAGCAGGUUCUGAAAGACUUGAAGCAGCUUUGGGAAACCAAGGUGAUGCAGUCCAAAGCAACAGAAGGCUUCUUCAGACCUAGCCACCACUCACCACAGUUCACUGUGCAAUUACCACACAGUUUUCAUCGUGCUCUGCAGGCUUCAGCAGCUUCUUUAGUCAUCCCAACUGGCAGGGGCUUCCAGCACUUCACAGCAGCAGACCUGGGCGCUCUGCAGCCAGGCACGGCUGUUGCUCUCCCUUCGGGUGUUGCUUAUCCCCUGCAUGUCCCUGCUGGAGUGACGCUACAGACGGCAUGUGGGCACCUUUACAAGGUAAACAUGCCUGUUAUGGUGGCGCAGGCUCCAGGAGAGGCACAUGUUCUGCAGCACCCGAUUCAGAUAUUCCAGCAGCUUGGGCAGCCUUCAGUUGUGCAGGCCGGUGUUGCCCGUGUGGUGCAGGGGAGUGCUGCCGCUGGGCAGGCAGCUGCCAAAAUGCUGCAGCCCCAGGAGCCAGCUGCCCGACAGACUGCAGUGCUGCGACAGGGUGACGUGGAAGGAAGGUGCUCAGAAAGCUCCACAAACACCACACUGCUUCAGCAGCAAAUUGCAGCUAAUGUGACAUUGAAUCAGCAGGCAGACUUGACAGAAAAACCCCAGUACAACAAUAUCCAUACAACCAACCUCGUGCCAGAUGUGGAGGGGCAGCCUGAGCCAGCGGCACCUGUGUCACUGCAGCAGCAGGUGCCUGAUGAUCUCCUGGAGCUGCUCAUCAUGGGCAGCAGUCCGGACCGUGAUGCUGUCCUGAAAGAGCAGGGCAGUGCUGCCCUUGCUGGCAAGGUGGAAUCUGCUGGACAGAUGGAACCCAAUUUAUGCCCAGGGAAGGAGAUCUGCAGUGACAUUGAAGGCAUAAUUCAGCUAGACGGAGCUGGCGAUUUUUCUCCCAAGGAAGAACCAGCACAUAAAAAAGAUAUGGAAGAGAAUGAAUUCAUUGGCUUUAUUGAAUCAGAGGAUCUAAAAGUUCUGGAGGAUGAGGAUGAAGAGGAGGAUGAGGAAGGGGACAGCCUUUCAAACACAGAGUCAAGCAGCAGUAGCAGUGAUAAUGAAGAACCUCAGAUAGAUGUAGUUGAGGAGGACCCCCUAAAUUCUGGUGAUGAUGUCAGUGAACAGGACACGCCUGACUUGUUUGACACGGAUAAUGUGAUAGUUUGUCAGUAUGACAAGAUACAUCGAAGUAAGAACAAGUGGAAGUUUUACUUAAAAGAUGGAGUGAUGUGCUUUGGGGGUAAAGACUAUGUUUUUGCAAAAGCUAUUGGAGAUGCAGAGUGGUGAAACUUCACUGAAAUAGGUACUGUAAUGAGUGUGGAUUUACUCCCUUAUGAACAUUCUGUGAAACAGCUAAACACUCC
Molecule: messenger RNA, 1802 nt
Organism: Tinamus guttatus (white-throated tinamou)
Lineage: Eukaryota; Metazoa; Chordata; Aves; Tinamiformes; Tinamidae
Source: RefSeq, a predicted model, not a curated record